AUGGACAACAAGAUAAAAUGGGCAACGGAGCUGAUUGAAGAGAAGAUGAAACUGGAAGAUGAAAAGCAGAAAGUGAGUAUCGAAAGCCAAAUAAGGCUGAAAAAACACUCCUCUGCAAUGCCACCAGAAGUGGUCCAGUUGGAUAUCCCACAUCUGGAGGAGGAGAAAAAACAUGGACCUGUUAAGAAGGACAUUGCAAGUCUUAAGACGGGACCUGUGUUGGUGGAGGAUUUUUUGAAAGCUGCUGUACAGGGCAGGAUACAAGUAGUGGAGAAGUUCCUGGCAGAUGGAGGCUCCCCAAACGUCUGCGAUGAAUUCCACAGGACGGCUUUGCACCGUGCCUCCCUGGAAGGAUACACAGAAAUUGUAGAGAAGCUUUUGGACCAAGGUGCCACUAUUGACUUCAGAGAUCGCUUGGAUUGCACAGCUAUGCACUGGGCCUGUCGUGGUGGACACCUGGCUGUUGUGAAGCUCUUGCAGGAAAAAGGGGCUAAUCUAAAGUUGAAGGACAAGCUUCUCAGUACGCCUUUACAUGUGGCCACUCGCACUGGUGUAGCAGAAGUUGUGGAGCAUCUGAUAAACAAUGGUGUGGAUGUCAAUUCCCGUGACCGUGAGGGAGACAGUGCCCUGCACGAUGCUGUUCGCCUCAAUCGCUACAAGAUAAUUAAGAUGUUGAUUUUGCAUGGGGGAGAUAUGUUGGCCAAAAAUUUGGCUGGCAAAACUCCUGCAGAUCUGGUGCAGUUAUGGCAGGCAGAUACACGGGAAGUGCUGGAAAAGAAAAAGCCAAACACAACAGAAAUGCCAACAUGAGCUGUAGUUGGAUGAACAAAUCGGACACCUGCAAUUUGA
Molecule: messenger RNA, 849 nt
Organism: Thamnophis sirtalis
Lineage: Eukaryota; Metazoa; Chordata; Lepidosauria; Squamata; Natricidae
Source: RefSeq, a predicted model, not a curated record